Rasamsonia emersonii CBS 393.64 is the source of this 596-nucleotide messenger RNA. RefSeq names its product MFS sugar transporter. The transcript is spliced from 4 exons. Lineage: Eukaryota; Fungi; Ascomycota; Eurotiomycetes; Eurotiales; Trichocomaceae. The annotation marks the transcript as partial. Gene Ontology annotation, molecular function: carbohydrate:proton symporter activity. Gene Ontology annotation, cellular component: membrane. The record is from RefSeq and is a predicted model, not a curated record. Gene Ontology annotation, biological process: transmembrane transport; carbohydrate transport.
AUGGCUCCUGUGUACUCGCAGACCGAAGAUGCGGCCCUGAAGCGCCGGCUGGCGCUCGCCCGGUCGACGGGGCCGCUGGCGUUUUUCCAGAACCUGCGCGUCGUCGGUAUCGCGACGUUUGCGUGCUUGGGCGGUUUGCUCUACGGUUACAACCAGGGUGUUUUUAGCGGCAUCUUGACCAUGACCUCCUUCGGAAAGCACAUGGGCGAAUACGUCGCCGACUCGACCAAGAAGGGUUGGCUCACUGCGAUCCUUGAACUGGGUGCCUGGUUCGGAACACUGUACUCGGGUUUCCUCGCCGAGGUGCUCAGCCGCAAGUACUCCAUCCUGGUCAGCACGGCCAUCUUCAUCCUGGGUGUCGUCAUCCAGUGCACCGCUGUCAGCGCCUCCGGACCCAAGUCCAUCCUUGCGGGUCGGUUCAUCACCGGCAUGGGCGUGGGCUCUCUCUCGAUGAUUGUUCCGAUGUACAACGCCGAGUGUGCUCCUCCUGAAAUCCGUGGCAUGCUGGUCGGUAUCCAACAGUUCUCGAUCGAGUUCGGUAUCAUGGUCUCGUUCUGGAUCGACUACGGAACCAACUACAUCGGCGGCACCGGCGA